Molecule: messenger RNA, 2016 nt
Organism: Cheilinus undulatus (humphead wrasse)
Lineage: Eukaryota; Metazoa; Chordata; Actinopteri; Labriformes; Labridae
Product: major histocompatibility complex class I-related gene protein-like
Exons: 6
Coding region: 59-1099 (346 amino acids)
Biological process (GO): immune response
Cellular component (GO): external side of plasma membrane
Source: RefSeq, a predicted model, not a curated record
GGGAACUUGUUGAAUCAAUUCACUGCAGCUCUUCAGACCUGAGGUGACUCAUGAGAACAUGAAGACGUUCUCUGUCCUGCUCCUUUUCUGUCGUGUUUCAUCUACAGUGGGACACUCCGUGGAAUUUUUCAUCACGGCAUCUCAUGGACUUCCAGAUUUUCCAGAGUUUGUGGCUGCAGCUGUGGUUGAUGGAGUUGAGUUUGCGACCUGUGACAGCAAGACAAAGAUACUAAAAUUUCAUGAAUGGACAAGAGAAUUCACAGACAACUACCCAGAGUACUGGAGUUCGUAUUCAGUGGUGUGUUUGAUUCAUCAGAAUGUUUUCAGCUCUGUCACUGUGGACGUCAUGAAAGUGUUCAACCAAAGUGAAGGUGUGCACAUUUUGCAGUCAGUUAGUGGCUGUGAGUGGGAUGAAGAGACUGGAGAGACUGGAAGUUUUUGCAGGGUGGGUUAUGAUGGAAAGGACUUAGUAUCAUUCAACCCACAGACACUGACAUGGACUGUUCUAAAUCCUGAGGCACUGACUUCCAAAUUCAGAGGGCAAUCUGACAAAGGUAAUUUACAAUACUUAAAUACCUUCUUCAACCAGUACUGCCCCUUUUGGCUGAAGCAGACGGUGGCCAAUGGGAGAAAGUAUCUGCAGCAAAAAGUGCUUCCAUCGAUAUCUCUCCUCCAGAAGUCUCCCUCCUCUCCAGUCAGCUGCUUCGCCUCAGGUUUCUACCCUGACAGAGCUGUGAUGUUCUGGAGGAAAGAUGGAGAGGAGCUUCAUGAGGGUGUGGACCACAGAGAGAUCCUCCCAAACAAUGAUGACACCUUCCAGAUGAGUGUUGACCUGAACAUUUCAUCAGUGAAACUUGAGGACUGGGAGAAGUACGAGUGUGUGUUUCAGCUCUCUGGAGUGAUGGAGGACAUCGUUACCAGACUGGACAAAUCAGUGAUCCCUUAUGUUCCAGGUUCUCCUCCUUGGGUUCCUGUUGUUAGUGGUGUUGUUCCAGGACUGCUGCUCCUGUCAGUCUCCAUCGCUGGAUUCAUCAUGUGGAGAAAAAAGAAAAAUGGGGAACAGAAUAAUCCAGAGAUGGUGCUGGACUCCAGCCUGUGAGGAGUCAAUAAAACUAUCGAGAUGUCUUAGACAGUCAUUUUAUAAAUAACAUCUAAGUACAACCAUUACUAUUUUAUGAAAGUUUCUACAGAAUAAAAGAAAAGUCAAGUUCAGGAGCUGGAGUGAUCUGAGACGACAGCAAAAAGUCAGCGAGAAGCACCAACUUAUUAAAGCUGACUGAAGCUGCAGCAUGUUAGACAUGAGGUUACUUUAAUUGUAGAUUUUAGAUGACAACCCCCAUGACUGCAAAAAAUGUUUUCUUAAUAACUUUUAUUGUUAGUCUUUGAGCCUCUGUUGGCAGACCAAAAGAGCUCACAUUAUUGUAAAGUAUUUCCCCUGGAGGGCGUCAACAUCUGUGGAUCAAAGUUCCUCUAUUAGAGGUCAGUCUUAUUUUCACCUGUUCAUUUCCUCCUCAGAUUAAACAGGUGUGUUAUUGUUCUAGACAGCAGCAGGUCAAUGAUAAAAACACUGCUCUUAAAGGAAGAGAGAUUUAUGAAAACAAAUAAGCUGUCUGAAAAAGAAAAGAAUUUUACUGUUUUACGUAGCAUAAAUAAAGAAAAUAUUAUGAAAGGUAUUUUCAGUUUAUUGUUUAAAUGUCUGUCUUCAUCAUGUUUACUGUUAUUAUUACUGUUGUUGUUUUGUGUUUUUAAUACAAUUUCCUUCACUCAGACUGAGCUGAGCUUUAUUUUGAAAGUUCUUUUUAUCUAAUUCAUGUGCAGUAAUGAGGUCACUGGGUAAUAAGAGUGGGUCUGUAAAUUGUGACAUAUAUGUCUGUUUUGAUUGAAACUAAAUCUUUGAUCAUUUCUGUGCUGUCUUCAGUUUGUUGUUGUUGGCAUCUGCAUCAAAGAUAACAAUUAAAUGUGUUUCUAUGUUUAUUAAUGUGCUCUGUUAUCCUUCAAUAAAUUCAGUUUAAUAAA